Zingiber officinale is the source of this 1189-nucleotide messenger RNA. Its product is annotated as transcription factor MYB2-like. The record is from RefSeq and is a predicted model, not a curated record. Lineage: Eukaryota; Viridiplantae; Streptophyta; Magnoliopsida; Zingiberales; Zingiberaceae. Gene Ontology annotation, molecular function: DNA-binding transcription factor activity; sequence-specific DNA binding. The transcript has 3 exons. The coding region runs from base 188 to 979 and encodes 263 amino acids. Gene Ontology annotation, biological process: regulation of DNA-templated transcription. Gene Ontology annotation, cellular component: nucleus.
AUAAAAUCCUUCCCUCCCUCCUGCUCUUCUGCCACAACGCACAUCCCAAUCCCAAUCCCAAUCCCAAGCUGCGGCUCCUCUCGGUCGCUCUUCUCUGUCUCCAUCUGCUGUAAAAGCCAAAGCGAAUCAAUCGCUGAGUUUUGUUUGGAGGAGGAUUGAGGAACAGUACUGUUGGAGGAAGUCGUUAAUGGAGUCCCAUAGCAGCGUGGCGGCGAGUGAGGAGGAGGCUGAGUUGAGGAGAGGACCGUGGACGACGGAAGAGGACAUCGUCCUGAUGAAUUAUAUCGCUGUUAAUGGCGAAGGGAAGUGGAAUUAUCUGGCUCGUUGCGCAGGGCUGAGAAGGACAGGGAAGAGCUGUCGCCUCCGGUGGCUGAACUAUCUCCGUCCGGACGUCCGGCGAGGCAACAUCACUCCGGAGGAGCAACUGCUCAUCUUGGAACUCCACUCGCGCUGGGGGAACAGAUGGUCGAAAAUAGCGCAGUAUUUGCCGGGAAGAACCGACAACGAGAUCAAGAACUACUGGAGAACGCGAGUGCAGAAGCACGCGAAGCAGCUCAAAUGCGACGUCAACAGCCAGCAGUUCAAGGACAUCAUGCGUUACCUGUGGAUGCCCCGCCUGCUCGAGCGAAUUGGCGUGGCCUCAGGCGGCGGCGGCGGCGGCGACUCCGCGGCCGCAGCCGUGGAGACUCCGGCGACCUGCAGCGACUUCCCGAUAUCCGAACGGGCGGCGGAGGCGAAGCCCAGCCCGGAGAAUUCGAGCGCCGCGGGGUCUUCCUCCACGACGUCGGUGGAUUCGCUCAGCAUGCAGCUCUCGCCGCAACCGGUUUCCGGCGGCAACCUGAUGCAGCCGGCCGGUGAGUUAUGGACGGAAUCGCUGAUGAACGCCGUCGACUUCCCGGAGUUCGAGCAGAUGAUGUGGCCGGCGGGGGAGAAUUUGUGGAGCGUGGAUGACAUCUGGUCGAUGCAACAACAAUUUUAACCGGAAUCGAAUGAAUAUUGUCAUGGAAGGUGGAGAAGUGGGAAGAAGCAUUAAAAUUCUCUUCGAUUUUGUAGAGAAGAACUAACACAUGACACAUGAUCACUGUGGCUUCCUCCCACUUCUUCUUCUUCUCCUUCUUCUUCUUCUUCUUCAAAUAAUUUCUGUAAGUGUGAUUCUUCAGAUUAACUUGUGCAUGAUUUUAUGUUGAAA